Molecule: messenger RNA, 1734 nt
Organism: Cyphellophora attinorum
Lineage: Eukaryota; Fungi; Ascomycota; Eurotiomycetes; Chaetothyriales; Cyphellophoraceae
Product: Mannosyl-oligosaccharide 1,2-alpha-mannosidase MNS2
Exons: 2
Coding region: 1-1734 (577 amino acids)
Biological process (GO): N-glycan processing; carbohydrate metabolic process
Cellular component (GO): Golgi membrane; endoplasmic reticulum
Molecular function (GO): calcium ion binding; mannosyl-oligosaccharide 1,2-alpha-mannosidase activity
Source: RefSeq, a predicted model, not a curated record
AUGGUAGUGAUGGUCGUUGUUGCUUCCUACAUCCUCAGAUAUGACGGCCAUACUGUACUUUCGGUGGAUCGAGUUUUGUCCAAGAGAGUUCUGCAAAGCUCCCCAAACACUACAUGGGACUGGAGUCAGCGGAGGCCGGAUUACCCUAUCAGCACAUACCAACUGCUGCCAGCCGGGAAGCCACGACAACUUCCUCAAGUGCAAGCUACGUUCGAUUCCGGAACCACUAAUGAAGGCAUGAAGUGGCUUCAUCGUCGCCGACAGGUGAAAGCCGUGUUCGAGCGCUGCUGGUCCUCUUACCGAACUCGCGCAUGGCCGUAUGAUGAGCUUUAUCCGAUCUCUGGCGGCGGUCAUGAUACUUUCGGCGGCUGGGCUGCAACUCUAGUCGACUCUCUUGAUACGUUGUGGAUUAUGGAUAUGAAGGAGGAUUUCGCGACUGCCGUUCUGGACGCUGGUCGUAUUGACUUCUCGAACUCGACAGACGAAAUCAUAAGCAUCUUUGAAACCACGAUAAGAUAUCUGGGGGGAUUCCUGUCAGCAUACGACCUCAGUGGCAACGCCGUUCUCCUACGGAAAGCGGUCGAGGUUGGCAAUAUGCUCCUUGUGGCAUUCGAUACUCCCAAUCACAUGCCGAUUGCCAAGUGGGACUGGAGAGCAGCUAAAGAGCACUACCAACCACAAGUUGCGCCUGUCUCGGCACUAAUUUCUGAGCUGGGCUCGCUCUCACUCGAGUUCACGCGCUUGAGCCAAAUUACCGGCGACGUGCGCUGGUACGAUGCCAUAGCACGAGUCACAAAUCUCUUUCUAGCACAACAGAAUGCGACGAAGCUCCCAGGCAUGUGGCCGAUCUCUGUCAAUGUUCGGGAUGAGGAUCUGACAUCGGAUUAUACUUUCACUCUCGGGGCAAUGUCUGAUUCAUGUUACGAGUACUUUCCUAAAAUGUAUGCUCUACUUGGUGGGCUCGAAUCAGCAUAUCAACAACUGUAUACCGGGUCGAUGGCUGUCGCGAUGGAGCGGAUGUUCUUCAGACCUAUGACGCCAGGCAACGCUGAUAUUCUCCUGUCAGGUGACUUGUUCGCCAAAGACAAUGGGACAGUUGACCUCGAUCCUCGCCAGCAGCACCUCACUUGCUUCAGCGGCGGCAUGUUAGGUUUAGGUGGUCGCCUCUUCAACAUGCCCGACCUUUUUACCGUCGGCAGAAAGUUGACUGAUGGGUGUGUCUGGGCAUAUCAAGCGAUGCCGUGGCGAGUAAUGCCAGACAGCGCCCGCUUCGUACCCUGCGAGCCCAAUAGCGAAUGCAAUUGGGCCCGGGAAGCAUGGCUUGCGGAGGUACUCAAGCGCAAUGAGUCGUCCGACAAUGCAACCGAGAGUGCUCGCGCCCAGAACCUCCCUGAAGGCUUCACGCAGAUCGACGAUCCAAAGUACCGCCUCCGGCCAGAAGCGAUUGAGUCCAUGUUCGUGAUGUAUCGCAUCACAGGCGAUGUUUCAUACCGCGACAAAGCAUGGGAAAUGUUCCAGGCAAUUGAUUCGGUCACCCGGACAGAACUGGCGAAUGCCGAGCUGGUCGAUGUGACUACUCCGGGUACGCCCAUCAAAGAUGAUCGCAUGGAGAGCUUCUGGCUGGCCGAGACGCUGAAGUACUUCUACUUGAUAUUCAGUGAUGAGAUGCCGUUGCACGUCACCAUAAUGUCAGAGAAGCUGCGUCUCUGGGAGCACUGGCCAGGGAAGGAGUAA